AUCAACUGUCAAAACUGACAUCAGGCAGAGUGUAAACAUUACAUUUUAAAGACGCAUGGAGGUGAAUAUGGAAGCGUAAUUUAAUAAUACACAUGAUCAAGGCAACAGUACCGAGACGCUCGCCCCUCUCUAGAGAUGGAGGAGUUCAGGCGGACCUACCAGCGGCUGUGUAAGGAGUCAGGCGUGGAGCCCCAGGAUCCGGUCCUGUCUCAGCUCCAGGACGUCCGGGCUGCGUCCGGGGGUACCAGAUUGGACCUGAGCGGCCAGAAUUUGAUGACGGAAUCUUGCGCCAUGCUUGGCAAGACUCUGCAGAAGGACACGGUUUUUACUGAGCUCGUACUGAGCGACUGCAUGCUGAGUGAGGAAGGUACAAAGCUUCUUCUAAAUGGGCUGUGUUCUAACACCAUGGUAAAAGUGCUGGAUCUGAAGGGUAACAACUUAAGAGGAGUAGGAGCGGAGGCUUUGGGGAAGUUGUUGGUGAGGAACAAGACAUUACAAAGGCUUGUCUUGGAGUGGAAUGCUCUAGGAAUGUGGGAAGAAGGCUUUUCCAUAUUCUGUGAAGGUCUUGCUUCAAACAGUUCCCUUAAACAGCUGGACCUGCGCAAUAAUCAGAUCAACCACCAGGGAGCAGCAGAGCUUGCUUCAGCUCUUAAAAGGAACUCCGUUGUACAAGAACUUGACCUGCGCUGGAAUAACUUCGGACUGCUCGGUGGCCGCUCCCUGCUGGAUGCUCUGCAGCAGAACCGCGCCCUCCUCCGGCUCGAAAUGGCUGGCAACAGCGUUCCGAGCGACACCCUCAAAGCCAUCGAGCAGUCUAUGGACCACAAUGCAGACAGAAAGUCCACCCUGCGAGAAAGCCACACCAGGACUCAGGUGCUCAGCAAGGAGAUCCAGAACCUCAAGAAAGAAAAGGGUCGACAGUUUCUCAGUAUGAUGGAGACUAUUGAUAAGCAGAGGGAUGAUAUGGGGAGAAGCACCAGAAAUUCAGCGAUACAUCUGGGGCAACUACAGGAGGCUCUAGAUGAACGCAAAUCUACUGUGAAUUCCCUCACAGCCAAGAUACACAUGAUCGAAGCUGCUCUGGCUCUGUCUGACCAGAAGGUUAAUAACCUGGGAGAUCUUCUGACUAAAGCCAAAGUGGACAAGACUGAACUUAUAGACAGGCACUCCAGAGAGAUGAAGAAACAACACGAGGAGCAUGUUCUUCAGGAAGGAAAGCUUUUAAAGGAGGUGAACGGCCUGUCUGAGAAGAACCACCAGCUGAAGAACAAGCUUGAGGAGUCUGAACGGCGCUGCAGAUCUCAACAGGAGCAAAUCUUCCAGCUGAAACAGGAGCUCACGAACUCCACUGCAGAGUUAAAACUACGUCUGGCCCAAACCGAAGAGCGCUUGGACUUGGAGAAGAGAAGAUCCAAACAAGCUCUUGAAGACAUGGAUAGCUUACGGCAGAAAGAGGUGGAUCAUGUGAACAAGCACUUGGAGGAGAGUGAGAGAGCUCUACAGGAGCGCAUUGUCAAACUUGAAAACCAGCGGAUCAAGCUUGAGGAGGAGCUGAGCCGAACGAAGGCCACGGUGGUGACCGAGAGGGCUCAGGCGGAAGAGGAGCUGGGGAAAGUACGCGUACAGAUGCGUCUGGAGGAGCAGCAGAAUCUUAGCGGCAUGGAGGAUAAGCUACGGAGCGCACGCCAGUCACGGGACGAGGCCCAGACCCACUGCACGCAGCAGAAGCAGACCAUCGCCGAGCUGCACAGCCGAAUCGGCCAACAGAGCGCCGAGACGGACGUCCUGCGUCGCAAAAUAGAUGAGCUACAACAGGAGCUUGCAAGAAAAGACCAGGAGAAGGUGGCAGAGGUGACACGGGUCCGGGUGGAGCUGCAGGAGCAGAUCGGACACCUUCAGGCUGAGAGGACCGUGCAGAGCGGCCUGAAGGAGAAGAUCGCCGCUCUGGAGAGAGAGAUGAAAGCACUCGGUACCUCCCACCGAGAGGCGCUUCUGGACAAAGAAAGCGAGAUCUCGUCUCUGCAGGAGCGGCUGCGCAUGCGAGAGGCCGAGAUCCAGCGCAUGCGCGACGACGAGGCGCAGAGAGCCAGUUUCCUCCAGAACGCCAUCCUGACUUACGUCCAGGGAUCCUCACUUGGACACUACAGCCCUAAAAAAUAAACCGCUUUGAGAUUCGAAACCUGGAAA
Messenger RNA from Trichomycterus rosablanca, 2187 nucleotides. It is a transcript of the gene lrrc45, whose product is annotated as leucine rich repeat containing 45. Gene Ontology annotation, molecular function: protein binding. Gene Ontology annotation, cellular component: centrosome. The transcript is spliced from 18 exons. Bases 136 to 2160 code for a protein of 674 amino acids. The record is from RefSeq and is a predicted model, not a curated record. NCBI's taxonomy places the organism in Eukaryota, Metazoa, Chordata, Actinopteri, Siluriformes, Trichomycteridae.